AUGGAAAACGUUGUCGUUCGUUAUAAUUUCAACUGUGAUGGUGAGCUGAUAGGCAUCCCGGAGAAAUACUCUUCUUUGGAUGUGACGAGGGUUAUGCUCACCGUCGACAAGAACAAUGGAAGUCCGUUCACUUUUACCCAACCAUAUGUAAUUGAAGCAGGCGGCAAGAAAUUGGAAGCGAUCUCAGUAGGGACAUACUAUUCGUUCUACGAACUUCCCACAGCCAAUGUGACUUAUAUUCAAGUGGUCUCUCCGACGUCUGGGUUAAUCUGUUCUCUGAGGGCAUUCGUCGGUUCGGAUAGCACGAUGCUUCUGAGCUACACGGACAAUUCAGCCAUCGAUAUUGGGAGUGCUGUUCGCUAUAAAGGUGUCCCACAGCUCACUACGGGUCUUCCAAUCGGGUUUCCGGCACCCACAGUGAUACAGAUGCAACCUAUCGAUCCAAGUGAUGGAAUGCCUCUUGGAGCUGUUUUGUUUGACAGUACAUUCAGUUCUUCGACGGUAAUAAAAUGGCGACCCGUGUGCUACCCAGUUACUGUGCACUACUCGGCUUGCCAACAUACACAUUCUGCUGUUUAUAGUGCCUCCUGUCUCGUCGCUAGAAAAUCAAGCCGGCAAGGAAAUUGA
Molecule: messenger RNA, 627 nt
Organism: Ostertagia ostertagi
Lineage: Eukaryota; Metazoa; Nematoda; Chromadorea; Rhabditida; Trichostrongylidae
Source: the annotation of a GenBank genome assembly